CAGCGCCCGGGCGCGCUCCGGAAGAGGGAAGGAGCGGAGCGGCGCUCGGCGAGCGGGAUGGCAGCGCGGGGCUCCGCGGGGGACGGCGCGCUGCGCCGCGCGGCCGAGCAGUGGCUGCUCUGGGAUAAGAAUCCAAAAACUUACGCAAUCGUGAAACAAUUGCUUGCGGAAGGAAAUGCUGGAGAACUGCAGAAAUACUUUGGCUCACGGAUGGAGUUUGGCACAGCAGGGCUCAGAGCUGCCAUGGGAGCAGGGAUUUCCCACAUGAAUGACUUGACUAUUAUCCAGACAACCCAGGGAUUUUGCAGAUACCUUGAGAAGAAUUUCAGUGACCUGAAAAAGAGAGGAGUUGUGAUUGGGUUUGAUGCUCGUGCUCAUCUUUCCAGUGGAGGUAGUAGCAAAAGGUUUGCAAGACUUGCUGCCAAUACCUUCAUCAGUCAGGGAGUUCCAGUUUAUCUAUUUUCUGAUAUAAUACCAACUCCCUUUGUGCCAUACACAGUAACUCAUCUGAAGCUUUGUGCUGGAAUUAUGGUUACUGCUUCCCAUAAUCCAAAACAAGACAAUGGCUACAAGGUUUACUGGGAAAACGGUGCUCAGAUCAUUUCCCCUCAUGACAAAGGAAUUUCUCAGGCUAUUGAGCAGAACCAAGAACCGUGGCCUCAGGCUUGGGAUGACAAACUGAUUGACAGCAGCCCACUACUUCAUGAUCCAUAUGCCCUGGUCAAUAAGGAGUAUUUCAAAGACAUACAGAAGCAGUGCUUUUACAGGAAUAUAAACAAGGAAACAAACCUGAAAUUUGUUCAUACUUCUGUGCAUGGCGUAGGACAUAAAUUUGUGCAGUUGGCGUUCAAGGCAUUUGACCUUAGCCCUCCUUUUGCUGUUCCGGAGCAGAAAGAUCCUGAUCCAGACUUCCCCACAGUGAAGUAUCCAAAUCCUGAAGAAGGCAAAGGUGUUUUGACAUUGUCUUUUGCUUUGGCUGAAAAAGAUGGGGCAAGAAUCAUUUUAGCAAAUGAUCCUGAUGCUGAUCGACUGGCAGUGGCAGAGAAACAAGAGAGUGGUGAAUGGAAAGUGUUUUCUGGAAAUGAACUAGGAGCUCUUUUAGGCUGGUGGAUCUUCACUUGCUGGAAGAAUAACAGUAGGGAUACUCAUGCCAUUAAGGAUGUCUACAUGUUAUCCAGUACUGUUUCUUCCAAAAUCCUGAGAGCAAUUGCACUAAAGGAAGGUUUUCACUUUGAGGAAACACUGACAGGUUUCAAAUGGAUGGGCAACCGUGCCAAACAGCUCAUGGACCAGGGAAAAGCAGUUCUUUUUGCAUUUGAGGAGGCUAUAGGUUAUAUGUGCUGUCCUGCUGUUCUGGAUAAAGAUGGUGUCAGUGCUGCUGUUAUAACUGCAGAGAUGGCCAGCUUUUUGGCAACCAGGAAUUUGUCUUUGUCUCAGCAGCUGAAAGCUGUCUAUGAUGAAUACGGCUUCCAUAUUACAAAAGCUUCGUAUUUCAUCUGCCAUGAUCCUAAAGUUAUUCAACAGCUUUUUGACAACCUUAGAAAUUUUGAUGGAAAAAACACAUACCCAAAAUCUUGUGGUAGAUUUAAAGUUUCUGGAAUAAGGGAUCUAACUACUGGGUAUGACAGCAGCCAGCCAGAUCAAAAGGCUAUACUUCCUACUAGUAAAAGCAGUCAAAUGAUAACAUUCACUUUUGCUAACGGAGGAGUGGCCACAAUGAGAACCAGUGGGACAGAACCAAAGAUCAAAUACUAUUCUGAACUUUGUGCACCUCCUGGAAACAGUGAUGUUGAACAGCUGAAGAAGGAGCUGGAUGAAUUGGUCAAUGCUCUUGAAAAACACUUCUUUCAACCAGAAAAAAACAAACUUCAACGACAGACUGAGUAAAAUAGCAAAAUUACUACCUUGAUUGGCUUUUGCAGAAUUAGAAGUACAUUAUUUAAGAAGUUAAGGUUUUUUAGGACCAAACAUCUGACUAUAAUGACUUCUACUUUUAAGAGUUAUUUUGGAUACUCUUGGCUCUAGUUAUCUUAUUUUGGAAGGAAAGUACCUUUACCCUUAAUGAACCAAAAAAACCCAAUCAGUUGAACUAAAAGUUUCAUGAACUAAAAGUUGACUGCAAAUGUAGUUCAAUCAAAACUUGUUUUAAUUAAAUCUAAGUAAUAUUCUGAUAUCUGAAACAGCCUGUUUUGUGGUGACUUAUUUCUUUUGUGUGCAUAUAAUCUGAUAACAGUGUGUAACUUUGUAUGGGAUUAGAUUUGCAAAGUAAGUUCUUCUGUUAACAGGAAUUAUUUAAAGCCUGUGGUGAGACUUGGGCAAACUUGGUGCAGAUGAUUCAGAAGCAGUCAUCUUUCUCAUGGAUUUUGGCCCAAAGUAACAAGAAACUCACAGCAAUUUUUUUGAAUAUGUAUUUUUUGUGGGAUUAUAUAUCAUAUUCCAGGCUAGGGAUACAAAGUGUACUUAACUGUCUUUGAAUACCAUCAACCCAUUAAGAUAGUAUAUCUACAUGCAGCACCUUUUUGUUGCCUCACUGAACUAAGCAUAACUUGUUCAAUGCACACCAUAGUUUUGGAGCCUCUCACACUGUUUGCUGCCAUGACUUGGUGCAUGUCUAAUUUUAGAGCAGAAGUUUUGAUUUCAUUGCAUAUAGGUCUCAGAUUCAGUCAAAGACAAACCAGAAAAUUUCUAACCAGGCAGAAGCCUGAGAAAGUACUGAGAAAGAAUGUAAGUAAGUUCUUUAUCUCUCUUGUUUAUAGUGAAGUUUUGCUAGUGUACGUCAUUCACUGCACACCAAUAGUGUGAGCUGUCUUCACUUCAGGACUAGUAGGGUUGGUCUGCAUGAAGCUCUGCAUAAAAGAGCGAUGUAUUUUGAAAUAAAUCAGUGUUACACUCUCAGCCUUCUGAACAAAGUCUAUUCAUUCCCAUCCUGCCUCAACAGCGUCAAUUGCAUGCUCUUAUCUGUGCUUGCAAAGCCUGAGAGGGUUUUUUGGAGGUUGCCAAUUGACUUUAAUAUGGGGCUUUUCUGCAUUUUCAGUAUUUGCAUUGGAUAUCAAUGUAGCAAUAAUAGUCACAACCAUAGCUACAUACUUCUUAUAAAUGCAAAACUUCUAAACUUGAUUAUCCUCCCAGAAUUCAAGUCCUCUGUGCUUGUUAUUUUCAGUGUAACUUGAAGAUUGCAGCAACUCGAAGAUUGCUGGAUACAGGGAAGCAGCCCUAGGGGAAGUGGAAGGAGAGGAAGUUUUACACAGUCUGAUGUACCACUCUGCAGUCCUGUGGUGAGAGGCCACAGAAAUUAGUCUGGGGGGGCUUCAGGGAUCUUCUAAGACAUGACAGCUACCUCUCAGGUCAGCCUAGUUGAGUGCAUUAUGCCCCAUCAGAAGGAAUGGAUACCUUCAAGCCUCCAUGUCCCAGUACUUUUCCAGAGGGGAGUUUUCAUCCUGAGCCAGUUAUGUAAAGGGGGGAUAUUGGCAUGAUAAAAAGCAUUAUCCCAGCACGAAAGAUCUGCUUCUUACUGGCUUCCUCCUUGCUUGAAGGCACAGACAGAGGAAUGAUUUUUCAGGAGGCAGGCUGGAGCAGUGCUUUCAAUUUGGGCAUUAAUGAGCUAGACCAAGCCUUGGGCUUCUACUGGGGAGGUGAUUCUCUCCCUCCACUCUGCUCUUUUGGAGCAGUGAAACCCCUUUCAGGGUACUGCAUCCCAGCACAAGAACAACGUGAAGCUGUUAGAAUAGGUCCAGAGGAAGGCCAUGAAAACAGAAGGUUAGAAUACCUGUGCUGGGAAAAAAAGGCUGAGAGGGCCGGGGUUGCUCAGCCUGUAGAAGAGGCUGUGAGAUCUUACCUUCUAAAAGGGGGCUUAUAAGAAACACACUUUUUACCAGGGACUGUAGUGACAGGACAAGGGGAAACAGUUUUAAAGUGAAAGAGGAUAGAUUUAAUUGGAUACAAGGAAAGAUAUAUAUAUUUUUUUUUAUACUGACGAGGUGAGACAUGGGAACAAGUUGCCCAGCAAAGCUGUUGGAUGCCUGAAAGUGUUUAAGGCCAGAUUGGAUGAAGCUUUGAGCAAUCUAAUUUGGUGGAAGGUGUCCCUGCUUCGUGCAGGGGAGUUGAACUAGGUGAUUUUUAAAGGGGACCAUCACAUACUGAAACCAUUGCAUCAUUCCUUUUACUUUAGUUUUUACUGGGAGGGCUCACGUUUCUUUUGGCACAGAAUAUGAUAAAGGAUGCUUUAGUUAAUUGAUGGGGAAGGCCUGAAGACAGAGGAUUACAGGUCCUGAAUUUUUAAAUGUAUUUAUCUUAACAUCUCCUCAGGCUAGAGAGGCAUAUUUGACAUGUGCCUUUAUAUGCCAAACCUGGAUUUGGAUUUUACUAAUGUUUGGAAGUGAGACCUUCAAUGCACUCACGGAUACUGAAACAUCCUUAGGAAGGCUUUAGGGCAUCCUCAGAAGCAGUACAGACAUAGGAUGAUCACCUAAUCUUUAUGAUUUUGUCUUCCUAACAUCAAGAAAUUUACUUGCUCCAUUCCUUUCUCUAUUCCAGACAGAAGUUCACAACUUCGGCAGGGGUGGGGCAUGACAAAAAGAAAAAAAAUAGCCAAACCCACAGCAGUCAGUUUAUCAAGCUACUUGAACAAUUACAAAAACUACAAAAUUACAAGAGAAAACUUGAUAUUGCUAAAGUCUUUACUAACCUUGUCUUGCAUCAGAAAAAGAGGAUCUAGAACUGAAAGAAAGAAUCAAAACAAAGGCAGCAAGAGUAUAGCAAAGAGAGAAGUUAGUAUUGCAAGUCAGAGUGGGUGUUAAGCUACAGUUUUUUCAAAGCUGGUCUAAUUCUUCCACUAAAGUGUUGUGUAAGAUAAUGAAGCCUACUUGGACAUUGUUAGUCCCAAGACAGAUAUUAAAACACAGACAAAUGUCAUUUGUAAAAAUGCAGCAUUGAACUGGGAGCAGGUGCACUAGUAUUUUAUCCAGAGAUGGGACUUGCCAUCACUGGAAUAAAGAGUGCUUGCAGGCCAGACUGAACUCAGGUGUAAGGGAAUUCUUGGCUGUUUCUAGAGAAAGAUACAUCCCUACAUUACCAAAACCAUAUAAAAUAAGCCUGUUUUUUAUAACAGAUGGAAACACAAUUCCAGUGACAGUUGUAAACGUUGAUCCUAUAGGGGAUCAGGCCUAUGGAGCUAGAGCGAAAGACUGAGAGGAAUUAGCGUAGUACUCAAAACUCUGCCAAAAUAAAACCCAAAACCAGUAAUGCUUUAGGAGUAGAACAGUGGACUUCACUUGAAGGUUAUUAGUUUUUUUACAAGUCCCAGUAUCGUAAAAUUUACUGAAUAAAUUAAAAUUCAGGGAUGGAUUGAAACAGUUUGGCUGGAAGGAAGUGAAAAUACAUUUCAGCUAAGUAAUCUGAACUUAGUCCAUGGCAUAUUGUGUAAAAGUAUUGUUAUGACAGUCAAGUAUUGAUUUGCAGAAGGAUUUAUUUGAUAAUUUUGCUAUAUACAAAUCAUCAAGGAUAACUGGAAUUAAUACUAAAAGAUUUAUUAUGUAAACAUUUUUCAUUUUGUACAAUGUGUGCUUAAAUAUUUAAAUUGUUCACCUACAAAGUUUCUGUAAAUAAAGUUUUUCUCCUUGCUAAUCAUUCUCAAAA
This is a messenger RNA of Lonchura striata (white-rumped munia), 5634 nucleotides long. It is a transcript of the gene PGM2, whose product is annotated as phosphoglucomutase 2. The record is from RefSeq and is a predicted model, not a curated record. NCBI's taxonomy places the organism in Eukaryota, Metazoa, Chordata, Aves, Passeriformes, Estrildidae. Gene Ontology annotation, cellular component: nucleus. Gene Ontology annotation, molecular function: phosphopentomutase activity; magnesium ion binding. Gene Ontology annotation, biological process: purine ribonucleoside salvage; carbohydrate metabolic process.